GGUCGCAGCGACGCGGGCGAGACCGUCAGUCCGGCGGCACCACCACUUCGAGUGCUGCCGCACCACUGCGCUCUGGUUUCGGUGCAUCGUCGGCUGUCGAAGAGCAGCAGGUCUUGCGAAAGCGGGACGCUUUGUUGGACAGCCUCCGCAAAGUGUCUGCUCUGGCCGACGAAUCACCGGCUGGGAAACAGCGGAAAGCCUUCCGCGUGCUCGAGACAGUAGGGAAGGCAAAUGCGCAAAAUGCGCACGUAGUCAACAUCGAUGUUUUGCGCCUUGCAAUUCUCAAAGUCGCGGACCUCGGGAGCGGAGCUUUGGAAGAGUUGUGGCGCAACCGGCGGUACUCGGACCUGGAGCUAGAUUUCUGCGAAGCACUAGACCGUGAUAUCAAGCGCGCGCCCUUACGCAUCGAAGUCAUGACCAAAAUGCUCGACGCACUGGCGAAGGUACUACUGCCUCUACUCAUUUUGAUUUCUGUCGAAUUGAGAUGAUAGACUAAUAUAAAUAUCAACACUUUCAAUGUUCCAGAGAACUCGAGCGAAUUCCUUCUAUGUAUAUGAUCUUCACUCUUACCUAAAGUGGUUAUCGCUUUAAUAUAUCGACAUUCUUCUUCAAACAAACAUCAGUUGCGACCACGAUCUUGUGCGACUCGGGAGGAGAAAUCAUGCGUGCGUAUGCGUGAAACGAUAGUCGGAAUUUUCCUUACGGCAGUGAAUUUCUCGGAAAUCGAACAGGAGUCACGCUUAGUCCAAGUUUUUGCUUCCGCGACGCGUACUUUGCAUCCUAGGCACGAUCAGACUGCCAUCCUCCGCGUUCUCAACGAGGUGACAGCUCAGGUGCGCAUAAAGGGGCGCGGAUUCACCGCGCGACAGUUGGUGAGCAUCCUCGAGUGCUGCGUGCGCCUCUGUCUCGUGGACCCAAGUGUGGAUGGUGCCAUCGCGACGGGCGACACAGACGAAAAGAGUAGCACAAACAGUAACAAGGCUUCGACGAGUGCGAAUGCAGGGAGCAGUUCCAAAAAUGGGUUUCAGCAGCCAUCGGGCCGCAGUCAGGUGCUGGUCGAUACUGAAAGCCCAUCUGGAAAGAAAGUCGCUGAGUGCGUCGUCGAAUUGGUCGAACGCGUGCUCCCUUUUCUUUCCACCCGUUUGAAGGGUUUAAACGACAACGGUGACUGCUCAAAGAGCAGCAAUAAAGACCUAGGCGUGUUCAACAGUUCAGGCGCUGCGUCCGGCAAAGCUUUGAGCAAAAAAAUGUUCAGUAACCGAAGCGCCACGACGAUGAGUCACGACCACGAACAAGGAAUCGAUGUAGAGGAUGUGCGGGCAGUCUUAUCGCAUCUCGCCGCUUUGUCACCUCUUCUUGAUGUGGAACGAUCCGCUUUGCCGUCCGUGCGAAUGCACAACGGACGCCCACUCCGCAGCCCGCACAAUAACGUAGCAAGGGGCAGUAAUUGCAGUUCAGAUAUGGUAGAGUACGAUGCACUUCGAAAGCUGCUUCGCUACCAGCCGACCUCUUUUACCGAUGCAGCGACAGCCUCCGGCCUUUCGGCCUCGGACUGCAGUUCGAGGGCUUGUGUCAAUAAAUUCGUCGCGCUCAUACUCGAGCCGCAAUCGCUCACGAAAGAUGCCAUGAGUACUCACUCUUUUCUGAUAUUGGCACAGAGAAGUUCAACUCUGUUCUGACCAGGAUUAACUACAGGCUAAUACCAACCUCUCUCGUUGUCACACACUCUAAGCUGCUGUAUUUGAAUGAUAUCUCAAGUAGAUCAUGUCGACCCCCAUAUCCUAAAUCAGGUCGAUCUGCGAUUCCGGUUCUGUGUGACGUUUUGGAGCAUCUCUGCCUUCUCGGGUUUGCAGGUUCACCAAUAGUUCAGGCUUGGGCCGUUGACAUAACGUCGGGACAAUUUGCAUCACAAGAUAUGGAUGCCUUUGAUGCAAAGCUUUCGUUGCGGCUAUUCGCCUCUGUUGUGGAGACGGGCGUGGACCGCACGCUCGCCGGCCAGCAGCUAUCAAAGAAAACGACUAGUGGCCACUCACAAAGUAUUGCUAAUAUCCCUAAAUGGAAAUAUGUGCUGUAGUCGACUGGACUUGAUCUGUAGUAGUGUGAUCUAACAAUAUACUUUUUGACCCCAACGCACUUGGACUCGUUUGAAUAAUCUUCAUAUGCCACUUUCAUAAAUUUAAAUGCUCAACCUCAGAACCCCACGAGGCUGCCAGAAAUCUGCAAUGGAUUCGGACGCUUGGGGAAAGGGCCGCUAGUGACGCAAAGUCGUUUUACAGGGAUUUGCCCGUUUCUGUGCUCGCGCGGUACUAAUUCUGAAUUUGACUUAUUACUUUGGCGUCGUAAUGCGAAAUUGCAAAGUUCACCGAAAAAAGAAAACCUCUGUAGAAGACAUUUGAUCCUUUACUCCUCGGUCAUAACAAAAAACCCAUUUUCUUUGGCACAGGUUCGUUUGGGCAUGCGGGCGUGCAUCUGUAGAUUGCGGCGCUUUCCUGCACAAGCUCACAGAACGCUUUGUCAAAGAGAAGGAGAGUCUGCCACUCCGCGACAUGUGCUACAUUGUGGAGGGCCUGACUCGCAUGGACCCCGAAGAUCCUACCAUCAUGAACUUCCUGGAGCUAUUGUCUGGCGAUUUCGAGGCACGGCAAAGUGAAGGCUUGUCUACCCACGACACUGCUGAGCUGGUACUCGAACUAGCCCUUUACGGAGUUCGAUCUCGCGCACUCUCCUGGGUAGCAGCACAGCUGUUGCUGGACGCGACGGAGGAUACAAAGUUUUUCGACGUACUGAUUCUCUCUCACCCUCCUUGAUUACUGUAGAUAUAACUGGUCUCGUCCACUUUUUGUAAUGUAUGAAUGUAGAUUUUAGCAAAACAAAUUUCAAGCUCAGAUUCUUAUGGAUGGCAUACUUACAGUACCUUUUAACUCUUUUAAAUGUUUCAUCAAAUGAUUAUUUCCAGGGCAUCUCCGUUUCACCGGUGCAGUUCUUAUCAUUGUCUGCUUCGACUUUGGCAUUGCACCCUAUCGAUGGCCCUUGUGAGCAACUUGUGGAGCGUGUGUUAGACAACGUAGCUGGACGGAUGAAGGAGGUGUCGUCGACCUUUGCGAAGAACAAGACAACGGGUGCAGCGGGAGCAGCGGCUUGCAGCGGCUUGUCUUGCCGCCGCGACGAUCUUAGUCUUCUGCUCGACGCCUGCAAGCGGUUGAAUCCGACACAAACUAUGCUGGACAAAGUGGAAGCGAAGGGCGUGAAACGUGCGAUGGAGGAUGACGAGUUGUGGCGUCGUGUGAUCACCGAGGACAGCGGUCCACGCAUACUGGCCGCUCCGCGACUGAGCGUUUCCGGUGUUGGCGAAAACAAGAUGCCUCCCCCGCCAAACCUGGCGCACUUGGGAGGUGGCGCCAAGGAGGUGUUGCAGCGUCCGGGUCCACGGGACCGCCGCGGCAACCAGGUAGGGAAGCGAGAGCGAAGCGUGCGCCGUCCUCAUGACCGUGCUGACAAGUCCACCUCGCAGCUCACGCAGCGGCGCCCCUCACCACCCGUGUCUCUCCACAAGACCGGCUCCCGCGAUGGGCACAGCGGCGCCGACAAGACAAACCGGUCUGUUGCGGCCGCAGGUGGCGGGCACGGAUCCGGUUGGGAUUCGAAGCGAUCUUGGAACCAGUGGGAGGACUGGAAAAAGUCCAAAGGUAAAGGCGACAGCUCAUCUUCCGGCCAAAAGGGCAGCGAAGAACAGAGUAGUUCUUCAGCAAGCGCUAGCAAGGGCAGCAAUCGUGGCGACUGGGGUGCUUCGAAAGGCUCCGCAUCCAGUUCUUCUGCGUCGUCUUCAUGGGGCAAAGACUCGUCAUCAUGGCAUCGAGCCUCCAAGGACGACUCCUGGUCUGGUAAAGGAGGGAAGGACGACGGCUGGUCCUCGAAGGACUCCUCCUGGGGUGGCAAGGGCGACUCGUCAUGGCAAGCUGCAACAGGAAAAGGGAGUUUCGACAAAAGCGGUAGCACAACGAAGGCGGGAGGCAAAACGGAAUCUCGAGGUGCUGGCAAAGGAGGCAAAGACGGAGUUUCAAAGUCUGAAGGGAAGGGCGACCGCGAUGAGUCUAGCUCUUGGUCCGCCUGCGGCAAGGGUGGAAAAGACGAGUCGUGGAGCAGCGGAAAAGGAGGCAAGAGCGACUCUUGGAAAGAAAAAGGCAGCAAGGACGAGUGGCGGUCCGCGAAAGGCGAAGCAGAGAGUCGGAGAUGGGGUGAGACCGAGACGAGCAAAGGAAAAGGCGGUAAGGAGGACCGCUCCUGGGCGAAAGGUGACGAUGCUCGUUCGACAAAAGGUGGCAAAGGAAAAGAAGGCAAAGACGACUGGGGUAAAGGCGGAGGCAAAGACGACUGGGGCAAAGGCGGAAAAGACGAUGCACUCCGGAGUAAGGGGAGCGUGAAGGACGAGUCAUCAUCUGCUGCUCAGCGAUCAGGCAAGGGUGGCAAGGACGACGCCUCGUGGGGCAAAGGCGGCAAGGAAGGCGAUGGAAAAGGGCGAAAAGACGAUGGCAAAGGUCGAGGCAAGGACGAUGCCAGGAGUAAAGGUGGCAAAGAUCACGAGUGGACCACGACGAGCGGCAAAGGCGGCAAAGAUCAUGCUAAAGCUAAAGGUGGUAAAGAUGAGCAGUGGAACAGCAAGAGUGGUUCAAAAUCUAGUUGGGGCAAGGAAGGCAAGGAUGAUGGCUGGGGGAAAGGUUCGUCAGGCAAAGAUAGUUCCUCCUCGUGGAGUAAAGGCAAAGGGGGCAACGACGAAUGGGGCAGCCUGUCGAAAGGCGCAUCGUCCUCGUCAAGCCCUGCUAGCUCAGCUGCUGGAAAGCCAGGCGCUUCGAAGAUGCCGUCUUCGUCGUUGUUUGAGGGUGAGCGCAUGAUGCCAGCUCCACCACCACCGCUGGCACCGAAUGGUCUUUCAGUGGUUGGAGAGGAAACGUUGAACAAGGGUCCCUCGACCAUAUUCGCAGAACGAUCGCAGGAUGGCGACAACGACUCAGCGAAAACCGCCAGUAGCAGCACCGAUGAGCCCGACGCCAAGAGACGACGAAAAGAUGCAACACUCCAAGAACCCGCAACCCUUAUCUUCGAGAAGAAUUUAGCAACAAUCGAGGCUGUUCGCGAGAUGGAGGUAGAAACCCGAGGAUUUGCAGAGAGUGAUCAUGGACUUAGCUCAGCCGGUACAACCUCACACAAAGAAGGCUCCAUCGGAAAAGGAAAGCAAGAAUUGGACGCCGCCGAACUACAGGAUGCUGAGAUGACGCAUACACGAUUCCGCGAAAACAAGCAGUACAAGGUGAAUAGAAGAGUAGAGGAGCCGACAGAGUGGGACCCAGCAGGCUUCCUUUUCGACCUCGACGCAGGAGACGUUGUCACGGUACAUUUUUCUUCUUGUAGUUUUUCCUAGUGAUGGCGGAUUAGUUUUUGUUAUAGUACCAUGCAGAUUUAAGAAAGUGAUAGUGCGUUCAUACCUCUCGGUCCUCCCCUCGUUGGACCCCUAGUAGUUCCAGCCAAAGGCAAUUCUACAUGUGCCUGCUAUUGUAAUUCAUCUUUCUGCAGGUGUCAGUGGUACCUUCUGCCGACGACGAAGACAAUCGCGGAUGGGUAGUUGCAGAGUACAAAGAGUAUCGAGGAGAGACCCGCGUUGGAUGGAUCGAGGAGGAUGUCUUGGAUGAUGUUGAGGAGUAAAGAUACCCCAUUUAUUAGUACUUCAACAAUGGAGGCAUAGUAAAAGCUGAGCCAUGCCUUCAUGAUCCUCAACGCAACUUUUGACCCAUACAAGCUUUACUAGUAAUGCCGUACCUUAUACCUUAUUUCUUGUCGAUGUAUGAUCCUCCCAGAGUUUUUUUACCCUACUUUUUUUAUCUAAGUCUGUUGUUGUUUAUACCAAUACCUGAACAAAGUACACCUAGAUAUCGCUUGCUGAGAUAGUCAGCACCUCUGACUGUCUACUACCUAGUGUUAUUGUGAGCGCAGAAGUAGGUUUGCAUGAAUCAACAUUGAAGUAACUACUCAUAGACAAUUCUCUGCAGUGUAUCCCACAUCAAUGCGGGAUCAGAAUGCGCAUCAUACAAUAAAAUGAAUUCUUCUUGUAUAUUCUUAAUUCCGAAUGUAUAUCAGUUGCAGUGGGUGCAGCAGGGGAGGAACCUUGGCGCAUCUAGGUGCGUAGGGUACCCCGUGAGGACUUUCACUGCGUCAUUUUUUUUUUGCUUGGGUGAAAAACAAUGCACGGUGGUAAAAGAUAUUUUUUGCGUAAUUCUUUGGUGCGACCACGGUCUUAUGUCGGUCUCUGCUUAUUUGACUUCAUUGACUUCUUCUUGAAUGUAGAAGGCUGCCAGUUAGUGGUGGUUCUCCAACUCGCCGUUCUUCCCAAUGCGAGCACCCCUAGCAAUCAAACCCCCUAUUUGUCAGAAGUGCCCCGAUAACGGCAGGAAUAUUUUUUUCGUUGACUACUGGGUAUGGCAAGAACAGAGAUCAGCUUUGAUAUUGUUCGAGCCGCAAAAUCAAGAUGACCAUUGGGAGAAUUUAGAACUUGAAAUACUUUCCGGAUAAUAUGUUCUGCUUUUUUUUUCGCAAACAAUGAAGGAAAGUAACGCUCGCUACGCCGAACUGUACGCGCUCAGGCGGAAUCGCAUCGUGAGAUGCGGAGAUUGUGGCUAGACAAGGCGUUGAUGAAACAGGGUC
Molecule: messenger RNA, 6693 nt
Organism: Amoebophrya sp. A25
Lineage: Eukaryota; Dinophyceae; Syndiniales; Amoebophryaceae
Source: the annotation of a GenBank genome assembly